AUGGCAGGUCUAAAAAUUGUUUCAAGGAAGGAUCUAUUUGAUGAUUCAACUAUGUUUUCUGAACAUGUGGAACCUGAACUUAUAGCCGAAGAAGGCCAUGAUGAUUUAGAGAUUGUUGAAAUUGCACCAUCAACGAAAUCAGAUAGUGUAGAGGAAAAUAACCAUGAUGAUAAUGGACAGCAGCAAAAUGAUGAGGAUGAGUUUGAAUUUUUCCCAUUAUUUUCAAUGGCAACUGAACCUACCUCUAGAAUUGAUGGAGUUGAAACAUCUACGACUGAGUACGAUGAAGAAAGAGGAAGAUCAACUAAUAGACUGAUGAAAAUUUCUUUAAGAGAACCAUCACCAGAAAUUAUCAAUCAAAAAAGACCAAAAAGCCAUUAUUUUGCAUCAUAUAGUAAGGAAGAAAUUGAUAAAUUCCAGUUGAGUGCUAUUACUUACGACUCACUGUUGAAGGAAUUUGAAAUGGGACCAAACAAAGGUUUUGAACAAUUUCGUGGUAAAGUAAUAGACCUAAAAGAAUAUAAUGAUAAAAUUGAAGCAGAAGAUCUUCGAGAAAUGCGUUUGAAAAGACGGAGACCAAGUCAGAAACAAAGAUUAGCGAAGAAGUUAGGUGCCGAACGAUUAAAGGAACGGGAAAAUAGAGCUAAAGAAAUCAGAAAGAUGAUAAAGAAACAGUUCCAUAAACGUGGUGGGAAAAAAAAUAAAAAGAAAGCAAUGAAUCCAUUAGCAAACGCUGGCUUGAAACCACCUGUACCUAAAUUUAGAACUGAAUGA
Molecule: messenger RNA, 774 nt
Organism: Naumovozyma dairenensis CBS 421
Lineage: Eukaryota; Fungi; Ascomycota; Saccharomycetes; Saccharomycetales; Saccharomycetaceae
Exons: 2
Coding region: 1-774 (257 amino acids)
Source: RefSeq, a predicted model, not a curated record